AUGAAGCUCCUUUUGCUGACUUUGACUGCACUGCUGCUCUUGACCCAGCUCACUGCAGGUGGCACCCAAAGAUGCUGGAACUUUCUUGGCAAAUGCCGUCACACGUGCUCCAAGAAGGAAAAGAUCUAUGUUUACUGCAUAAAUAAUAAACCGUGCUGUGUGAAGCCCAAGUUCCAGCCAAAACCGAAGGCAUGGUUAUUCUGA
Molecule: messenger RNA, 204 nt
Organism: Miniopterus natalensis
Lineage: Eukaryota; Metazoa; Chordata; Mammalia; Chiroptera; Miniopteridae
Gene: DEFB123
Product: defensin beta 123
Biological process (GO): innate immune response
Cellular component (GO): extracellular region
Source: RefSeq, a predicted model, not a curated record